AUGCGUUUUUCACCCACAUGGAUCCCAUCCACGUUGGUGGCAUUGUCAUUCACAGGUGGCAUCAAUGCACAGGCACCAUCGACAACUGCUGAAGGAUCGGCACCCACGAGCGGCGGCGGCGGAAGCCCUGAGCCCUAUCGACUGCAGAAGCCGCCUCUGGAUACGGAUUGGACGAGCAAGGUCGGGACGAGUCCCUGGCCAGAACAUCCGCGCCCGCAGCUACGCCGGGACAAAUGGCUGAACUUGAACGGCAUCUGGACCUAUCAAGCUGCCGGCGGGGCAGAUGAUGUCAAUCACCCACCGGCCGGUAACUCUCUCGACCGGGAAGUCCUCAUCCCGUCAUGCAUCGAAAGUGGAAUUUCGGGCAUUCAGGCGCUUGAUGUCACACAUAUGUGGUUUGCGACAAAAUUCCAGGUCCCAAGCGACUGGGGAAAUCAAUCCGUCCUUCUCAACUUCGAGGCCGUCGACUAUGAAGCAACUGUGUUUAUCAACGGCCAAAAGGCCGGGUUUCACCGCGGAGGGUACUUCCGCUUCACCGUCGAUGCGACCAAGUAUAUCAACCGCAGUGGAGAGAACACCCUGUUGGUCUUCGUCCAUGAUCCGACGGAUAUGGACGGCUACAUCAUUCCAAUAGGAAAGCAGACCAGAACCCCGUCGCACAUUUUUUACCGAUCGUGUUCUGGUAUUUGGCAAACCGUAUGGUUAGAGAGUGCUCCCGAGAACCGCAUCACGCAGCUCGACGUUGCUGCUGACCAUAAAGGAAACGGUAAGCUGAUCCAAUUCACAGUGAACGUGCAAGUUCAUACAUCUUCCAACUCAUCAUCUCAAGUCAAGAUUGCAGUAUUGGACAAGGAUGGCAAGACGAUUGGGGAAGGAACCGGAAGCUCUGCUACUGCGUUUAACUUUACUGUUUCUUCGCCCAAAGUUUGGUCACCAUCCUCCCCGGAACUGUACAACAUUACAGUUAAGAUGGGCGAUGAUCAGAUAUCAAGUUACACUGGCUUCCGCACCGUAUCAACUGGCGUUGUACAAGGAAUCCAGCGCCCUCUCCUGAACGGCGAAUUCAUUUUCAUGUUUGGAACUCUCGACCAGGGUUACUGGCCCGAUGGACUCCAUACCCCACCAACCUACGAGGCUAUGGUUUAUGACCUGAAGGUCCUCAAGAACCUUGGAAUGAACAUGGUUCGAAAGCACAUCAAGAUUGAGCCCGAUUUGUUUUACAGGGCCUGCGAUGAGCUUGGCCUUCUCGUCAUUCAAGACAUGCCAAGUUUAACUGCCAAUUCUGCACGUCUGCCGAAUGAAGAGCAACAGGCCGAGUUUGAACGUCAAUUGCAACUCAUGAUUCAGGAGCACAAGAGCUAUACUAGCAUUGUCACAUGGACAAUUUACAAUGAAGGCUGGGGCCAGCUUAGAGACGCUCCAUUCCCCGAGGAGAAGCUUGCGGAGGUUGUCCGCCGAAUUGACCCUUCAAGACUCGUUAAUGCAAACAGUGGCUGGUAUGAUCACGGCUUCGGUGACUUUUCCGACAACCACCACUAUGCCAACCCCCAAUGCGGCACGCCAUUCUAUUCUCUUGCAUCGUCCCCGUAUGACAAGAAACGUAUCGGGUUCCAGGGCGAGUUCGGCGGUAUUGGCCACAACGUCUCAAUCGAGCACCUGUGGAACGUGCAACAGGCGAUUGAUACUAUCAACCAAACCUACGAGAUUGACGAGAACCUCGAGGCGUACAAUUACCGCGCACGAGUUCUCCUGCGCGAGUUCCGUGAACAAGUCGAGAUGUACGCGUGUAGUGGCGGCGUCUGGACGCAGACAAGCGACGUUGAGGGAGAGGUUAACGGCCUGGUCACCUACGACCGUCGCGUCCUGCGGCCCGACCUUGCACAGUGGCAAGUGGAUAUCCAGAGUCUCUUCGACGCUGCGAAGGCCCGAAGUGGCCCUGUGAAUGGUACCAUGUAA
Messenger RNA from Colletotrichum truncatum, 1956 nucleotides. NCBI's taxonomy places the organism in Eukaryota, Fungi, Ascomycota, Sordariomycetes, Glomerellales, Glomerellaceae. The record is from RefSeq and is a predicted model, not a curated record.